Molecule: messenger RNA, 777 nt
Organism: Pleurotus ostreatus (oyster mushroom)
Lineage: Eukaryota; Fungi; Basidiomycota; Agaricomycetes; Agaricales; Pleurotaceae
Exons: 3
Coding region: 1-777 (258 amino acids)
Source: RefSeq, a predicted model, not a curated record
AUGUCUUUCGCUACUACCCAAGCUCUGGCUCGCCACCAGUUGUUCUACAUGGACAUCUCCAUAUUUCAACUAUUCAGAGUUCCCACCGGUUACCUGAGGCAGUAUUCUGCCAUAUUCAACGACAUGUUUACACUUAAACCGCAGCCGGGAGCGGCGGCGGAGGGAGAGAGUGACGAGAUGCCCAUCAAGCUUGAUGGCGUGAGCAAGGUCGACUUUGAGCGGUUUCUCGAAGUAAUAUUGGCAGCGAAAUAUACGCAAGUAGAGCCGAGGAAGUCCUUCGGCACUUCGCACUGGCUUUCCGUUCUCAAGCUUGCCAAUCUAUGGGGGUUCGCCUACCUUCGGCAGACCGCCAUUACGAAGCUUUCAUCCUCGUCGAGUGAGGCUCUACGUCCUGUCUUCACGGCCACGGAAUAUGUUGAUUACGGGCGUUCAUACAAAGUCGAGCAGUGGGUCAAGCAAGGGUAUGCAGAGCUAGUAAGUCGGAGGGAGAAAAUCAACAAGGCUGAAGCUGCAUGCAUUGGGUGGGAAGCGGUACUCAAGCUCUGCCAUCUGCGAGAGGAUCUCGUUGGGCAGCAGGGAUCAGACGCAAAUUCCUUGGGUGCUCCUGCGCAUCCAACCAGGCCACGCGGCAGCAUCUCCCUCAAGGAAUCCCCGGCUCUGAACCCUGCUGUAAAUACAGCAAUAUGUCAGGCCUUCUCAGUGGAAUUACAGGACAUUCGAGGGGCAGCGGCAGCCUUGAGUGUUCCGGCACCCACAAUCAAUGUGUCACUCCCAUAG